Metschnikowia bicuspidata var. bicuspidata NRRL YB-4993 is the source of this 2616-nucleotide messenger RNA. RefSeq lists its product as uncharacterized. The coding region runs from base 1 to 2616 and encodes 871 amino acids. Gene Ontology annotation, cellular component: cell division site; plasma membrane; division septum. Gene Ontology annotation, molecular function: GTPase activator activity. NCBI's taxonomy places the organism in Eukaryota, Fungi, Ascomycota, Pichiomycetes, Serinales, Metschnikowiaceae. The transcript has a single exon. The record is from RefSeq and is a predicted model, not a curated record. Gene Ontology annotation, biological process: small GTPase-mediated signal transduction; cytoskeleton organization.
AUGUCGUUUGCAGACUCUUUCUGGACCGAGGACUAUCAUCUGGGCCACAGAGUGCUCUUUGACGAGCUCUACGAAGGCGUAAAGGAAAACGAAGACUUCAUUGCGCUUUUCACCCGUCGCAUGGACCUGGAAUUCCGGUACGGCAUUGAGCUAGAAAAUACGCCGUCGUCUCUAAAACUUUUGAGCACGCGGCACACCAACGAUGACUAUGUCUCCACUGUUAAAAACGCGUUUGAUGAGCUUGGCCUGAACUUCCAGAGCGAGGGAGCACAGCACACGGCCAUUGCAGUGAACAUCCGUGAGUUGGUGCUCACCCCCUUCACAAGCUGGUGUAAGGAACAUGAACAACGCGUUGGUUUCCUGGAGCUGGUGAUCUCUGAGAAGUACAAGCAAUACAGCACGGCAAAAGCUGCGUUGGAGAAGUUGCAGAAAAAGUAUUUCAACAAAUGCAGACUCGUGGAGGACUUCAAAACUCACUACACAGAAGAAGAGCUCGACCAGUUGCUCGCAGAAAGUCUGGUAGACGAGGAUCAAUCUUCGGAAACGGGUGACGGCUCAAACGACCUGGAUCUGGAGGUGAAAUACACUUUUGGCGGCGCCCACUUCACCCAAGCCACAACAAAGCAAUUACUUGCCGAUAUUCUCACGAGCGUGGAGUUGAUCUCGCACAAAGUGGCCAUUCUUGGUACCUACCACAACGUUUCCAAAGGCAGUGCCAUAACUCAGUGGCUCCUCGACAACUUGCCUGAGCUUAGAGGGAGUGUGGCCAAGGCGGAGGAAUUCGGCCAGGACUUGAUUACUCAUGGGUUUAUCCGCAUGAUCGGAUCCAUGAGUGCAAACAAAAACUUCAUCAACUCGUCGCAGUUCUACUAUCAGUGGAGGCCCCUGGUGUUUGAGCUUACUAAGCUCUCGGAAUUUGACUUGUCUCGGUCACUGAAAAAGGACAACUAUGACCCGAUUGCUGCGCUGGGAAGCAGGACAAACCAAUUCUCCACGUAUUUGGAGGAUAUGAAGCAGGCUAUCGGCGUAGCUGCAGUCGAUUAUAACGACAAGUCGCAGUAUGCAAAGCUUGUGCAUGAGGUGAACUCUUUAGAUGCGCAGUACUUUGAAACCACAAAGCAGUUGGACACAGUGCGCUGUGAGUUCGAGGAAACUGCCAUGGACCACUUGGCGUUUAUGCAGAAGUGCGAGUUGGAUCGGUUGAAAGCCAUCAAAAAGGUCACGUUUGAUUUCAUUGCCACGUUUUCAAACAAGAUCAGCUCAAUGAAGUACUCAUGUGACAAGUUACUUCUUGUUGAAGAGACGAUUCAUCCUGUGAGCGACCUCAAGUUCCUAAUUGAAAAUUAUGCUACAGGUAAAUUCCUGCCCCAUGUGACAUUAUACGAUAACUACUACAACUCGAAUAUCAAGCAGACUUUUGGAGUUGACCUCAACGUGAAGGCGAGAUUAGACAAGAAAGCCGUGCCGCUCUUAAUCCAUGCCGUGCUCUCACACCUAGACUCAAUUUAUCCAGAACUAGAAAACGACGAGGAGAGAGUGAAUCUUUGGACCAAGCCUGUCCACUUAUCGAAAGUCCAUCAGGUAAGACAACAAUUAAAUGAACUUACCGAGAUUCUGCAAGUUUCUGAAAUUUUGAAAGCCAGUGAGCCCAUGAUAGUGACAAAUGUUCUCAAGCUUUAUUUCAUGGAGUUGCCCGAUUCAAUUGUGUCCCACACAUUCUUUGACUUGAUCAAGACGCUCUACCAAAACUAUCCUGUGGGAAGUGAGGAAUCCCAUGCAGACAAAUCCAGAGUGACUGGUUUGCAAAAUACAUUGAUUGAGUUACCGGUGUGCAAUUUGGCUACACUUGAUGCCCUAUUAACACAUUUGAAUCGUCUCGUGAAGAUCAUAAGCUCUAAGAACGAAGACUUGAGUUCUUCGUUACGCGACAGACUUUGUCGUGAAUUUGGCGCUUUUGUUUUAAGACCUAAACAAGGAUCGGCAGAGAUUGAAGGGAAAAGUGUGCAUGCAUUCAAUAUGGCCACCGAAAACCUUCAACAAAACUUCAUUGCAGACUUGUUUAUACACAAAGAUGUGAUUUUUGGGGAAUUGAGACGUCGGAACUCGCAAAAACCCCUGAGAAAUAAUUCAGUGAAAAGCGAUGGAGUUAAUUCUGCCUCUUCAAAGUUAAGGUUGAAACAAAGCUCAAAGUCAAGAUUGGAGUCCAGAAUGAAGAGCGCAGUACAGAAUGCACAUGAGAAUCCUCAAGAAAAGAGACAAGACAGUGAUGUCGAUGUGGCUGAGCCAGCUCUGCCAUCCACGCCGCCCCCACCGACACCUUCAAAAUCAGCGACAUCUGGUGGUGGUUCUGUACUCAGACGCUCUACUUCUCCAAACAAGAAGAAACUCAACACAUAUUUGGACAAGCAAACCAGUUCCAUGCGCUCGUCUGAGUCGGCCAAAAGAAAUUCAAUGUACAGCUCUGCCAAUUCUUCUCAAACAGAUCACUCUCGUGAUGGAAAUGAAGCUCAAAAGAAUAGUAGAAGCAAAGAAAACAUAUCUGGAACUGAAAAGUCUUUAUCAAAGCAAAAAGAGCGGAACGAAGCAGACACAGACCAGGUGAUAGUUGUGGAUUAG